Oppia nitens is the source of this 1329-nucleotide messenger RNA. Its product is annotated as trifunctional enzyme subunit beta, mitochondrial-like. The transcript has 3 exons. The record is from RefSeq and is a predicted model, not a curated record. Bases 55 to 1329 code for a protein of 424 amino acids. NCBI's taxonomy places the organism in Eukaryota, Metazoa, Arthropoda, Arachnida, Sarcoptiformes, Oppiidae. Gene Ontology annotation, biological process: fatty acid beta-oxidation. Gene Ontology annotation, molecular function: acetyl-CoA C-acetyltransferase activity.
UUAUCGGGUAUUAUAUAACUGUUAUUACAAAACCCGACUAUUAUUAUAAUUAUUAUGAAUCGAGUGGUCAUCGUAUCGGGUUUGCGGACACCCUUUUUGCGGGCCAACACACAGUUCAACGAUUUGAACGGCUUUGAACUGUUACGGCACUCGUUGUUGGCAACGGUCAACAAAGUACCGAAUCUGACCAAAGAUGAUAUCAAUUAUGUAGUAUCGGGUCAGACAAUGGCAAUGUAUAACUCGAACAUAGCCAGAGAUGCCGUACUGACUGCCGGUUUCGAUGUAACCAAAACACCAGCCCAUACGGUAACCCAGGCCUGCAUUAGUGCCAAUCAGGCCAUUACGUCGGUAGCCUCGUUGAUCGCUACCGGACAGAUCGAGUGCGGCAUCGGCUGCGGUGUGGACGCACUGUCCGAUCCGCCCAUACGGCUGACCAGAGCCGCCCGUAAAUGGUUGCUAACAAUGAACAAAACAAAAGGCUUAUCGAAGAGGUUGGCUAUGUUUUUGAAAGCCCGUCCGUCAAUGAUCUACGGUUUUGAAGCGCCGCCAAUAGCCGAGUUUACUACCGAUGAGACAAUGGGUCAGUCGUGCGAUCGGGUGACCAAAGCCUUUGGAGUCACCCGCGAAGAUCAGGACAGAUUUGGUCUGCGGUCACACGAGUUGGCCGCAAAAGCUAGCGAAUCGGGUCUUUUAUCGGACGUCUCGCCCAUGUGUUUACCGAAAAUCGGUUUGGUCGACAAAGAUAACGGUAUCCGAUUGGCCACAUAUGACUCGGUAGCCAAACUGAAACCGGCGUUUACAAAGUCAGGUACGGCUACGGCCAGUAAUUCGUCAUUUUUGACCGACGGCGCGUCGUCUACACUGUUGAUGUCCUAUGAAAAGGCCCGUAAACUGGGACUGAAACCCGAAAUAGUGAUCAAAGACUAUAUCUAUGCGGCCAUCGAUCCGAAAGAGCAUCUGCUGUUAGGUCCGGCACACGCUAUCACUAGAUUGUUGGCCAAAAACAGGUUACGUGCGGCCGAUAUUGAUGUCUACGAACUGCACGAAGCUUUUAGCGGUCAAGUGUUGGCCAAUUUGCGGGCAAUGGACAGCUCAGAGUAUUCGCAAUCGAAAAUCGGCGCCGCCAGCAAAGUCGGCGACUUACCGAUGGACAGGUUGAACGCUUGGGGCGGCUCUGUAUCGUUGGGCCAUCCGUUCGGUGCUACCGGUUCACGACUGGUAAAUAUGGCAGCCAAUCGGCUGCUGCAUACCGGCGGUAAGUACGCGAUGGUCAGUGCCUGCGCUGGCGGUGCUUUAGGACACGCAAUGAUCAUUGAAAAUAUUUCGUAA